GUCGAAUACGCAGACAAACGGGUUCCUUCUUUCUUUUCCCCUUCCUUCUGUCGAAUAAAUUAAUAUAUCGCAUACACAAUGCCUUCAUUACUACACAUAAUAUCCACGACCCAAAAGCCCUCCCCAUUCUACACUUUCCUCGCCGUCCUUGUAACGCCGAUAUUCUUACUCGCUCUGGCAGCGUAUGUCAUCACCACGGUCGAAACUUGGAGUCGGUGCCCAAAGUUAUCGAGAAGCUACAUCGGUGGGGUCGGCAGAAAGUCCGCUGGUCCUGGCGCAGCGCAGUGGGCGGACAUGAGUGUCCUGGAGAAAGUUGAGGGUGUGUUGAGGUGGGAGGGCUGGUGGGGUGGGAGGAAGUGAGCGUCUGCUGUAGCAGCAGUCUUGCUGGGGGCGCGGGGGGGAAGCACCAUGUUACGACUUUGUAUUUGCCUUGUGGACGAUAACGAGGAAAUGUUUGAUGCGAUGCGAUGUGGUGGAUAUGUUGAAUUUUUUUUUUUUUAAUGUGCUCCUCGGAUUAUUAUAUAGGGCGUUUCGGGUACUAUUUCUCUCUCUCGCUUUCCUUUCCGUAAAUGUUGGUUAUUUCAUUUUGACUUGGUUGCGUGAGUAUCGUGGGAUAGUGGGGGGUAAAGUACCGGUAACGUGAUGGUUGUGGGGGACAUGCAGCACGGUGUAGCAUGUGCCAAAUGCCCGUCAGGGGGUUGGGUAUUCAAUGUUCUGGGGUGAGCCUGUUUGAACCAUAACUUUAUGAUAUUCGAGUACCGGUACGGUAACGAUUUUCGGGUAUCUCGCGCUUUUUUUGUGGGGCUUCUCUUCUCUUCUCUUACUUUCCUUGUUGGUAUGAUAUUAUGAUACCGGUAACUUAGUCUUUUUUUUGGCAGGGGAAUUUACGGCGCCCUGCCGGUGUUUUCACAGGGUGAGCGGGACUCCUGGAAUCCAAUUUUAUAAACUGCUCGAGCACAACCCCUAUCUGCACCGCGAUUCUGCAUGAACACAAGCAAUGGCAAAGGAUUGUCUUCGUAUCAGGUGUUUUUUCUCUCUCUCUCUCUUUCUUUCGCUUUGCUGCCUAAAUUUGCCCCUCUUUCAUAUCCUGCUGUGUCCAGUAUAGUACAAGUACUCGUACAGUACCAGACUCAAGCACGACGGGCAGUCGAGCCCGCACGCCCGUUCGCCGGUAACUUCCUCCUCUUCCCCACACGGCAGCUUCUCCAGCGUCUUGAUUGUUGUAACUGCUCGGCAGGCACAGCGAAAGCCACAGCCCUGGUUUCGCCCUUUCUGUGACGUGGUUUCACAUUUUUCAUUUGGCUCGCCCGCGCCCGCAUGUAUCAAACUUGAGCUGUGCUGGGUGGGUAUCGGGGUCCUUUCAGCCUCAGGCUUGGCUCUCCAGCGGCGCUCUGGCUCUCAAUACGAGUGCAUGUACUAGUAGUACCGGUACUUUACUCGUACAAGUACCACGUUUAGCCCCCCGGGCGUUAGAGCCAGAGUUUCUGGGUUCCCCUGGAUCUGAACAAUUGUAUCGGAGGAAAGUACCGUACUCCAGCCGGCCGUCAUAACGAUGGAGAAAAUUAUAAGGAAGAUAAGCUCGUUGUCCUUCUUGAUCAAUAGACAAGAAGCUCAACGCCCACCCCCCGCACCGACAGCAGCGGAACCAACGGUGGCUCCAGCACAGGAGGCACGAAGAGCAUCGCCAGCACUACUACGAUUACAACCAGCACCAAAGAAAUCAUGGCUCCCGCCGGCACCGCAAGGGCCACCCGGCACAGGUCCCAUCACUCAACUCCCGACCGAGAUCCUCCUCCAGAUAUUCGGUCAUUUAACCGCAGCAAAGGAGGUUGGCGUCGCAACACGCGUUUGCCGAAGAUGGUACGUGAUGGCGCUAGACAUCCUCUACCGGAACGUAGAAAUCGGGCGUUUCGGGCUCGAUAGCACGGCCGAACAUAAGCUUUUUUUUCAAGUGGCGGGUUAUACAUUCAAGAAUCCGGAAUUAUGCAACAUUAUCAGAGCCCUCACGCUGAGGUCUCAAUCCCUCAUCAACUCGUCAUAUGUAUUCCCCCCGCAGCCUUUGUCAGAUUUAACCUCGUUGGAGGAGUUAACCUGGCUGGUGGUGGACCUGGUACUUGAUUCCCGCCAAGGCUCGCAGAAACCCUUGUAUGGCCUUGUCGAUGGGUUGAGGUUGCCGCACUCGAUUCGAAAGCUACAUAUUGGGCUAAGGUACUACAUGAAUGCCGAGAGGGGCUUUGGGCGUAUCUCUGGCGAGGAUUUGAAAGGGAGACUACCACAUCUGGAAGAGUUUAGGUAUUCGAGGAUUCGACUUUGGUCAGAAUUGGUCGGCAAACGAGAACUCGUUGAAGAGGAGGCGCAAGGGGAGAUUAUUGCUGUGAAUGAUGAUGCGGCCGGAGAGUCGGAUAAGCUUGGGGAGAUGGAUAAAUUGCCGGCGUUAUUCCAAGCCAUUAUAACAAAUCUCUCGCCCCUCACGACCCUAAAGACUCUAACCCUCGACUGCCCCCUCAACCCCGCAUCCUUCACAUACGCCUUAACCCCCACCUUGCAGCAGGAAAUGCGCGUAAGCUUCCUAACCAUAAACUCCUUCCUCUUUCCCCCAAACUCAACCCCGCCCUUCGGCCCUCUGGACCGCGAAGUCACCCAGUCCGCCCUGCGCACCCGCGACAAGCUCCUCCGCCUGUCAACACUUCAACUGCACGAACUCUCAGUCGACGUCUCGGACGAGGCGGCGCGCAGAAUCGCAACAACGGACGAUGAGAACGCCUCGGACAUGCCCCCAUACCUUCCUAACGUCUCGACCUUCCACCCGCGCCGAAACCAAGCCAGGGAGAAGCUAGCCACGCUUAGGACGGGGCGCUUUGCGGCGCUGCUGACCGACGUGAUGAUUGAGAUCCGGGCGAGGUAUCCAAGGAUAUGCACGCUGCAUGGGUUCGUCCCCGCGCCCGAGUUUCCGGGGAGUGGGAAGUGUGGCGAUAGGAAAGCACACAAGUAUGUCACUGAGAGGAUUUACGAGACGUUGGAGGACGCUGGACUGCGCAAUAUCGCGUGUCUUAAGGCGCGCCUGGGGACUGGGAAUUCGCAGUGGGUGAGGGUGGAUGUGUGGAGGGGGGAUGCGGGGAAGGUUGAAGUCGCCUCGUUGGUGCCUGAGGCAAGUGCCAAGGUUUUGAACGAGGGGGUUAAGGUUACGUAUACUCAUGGGGGUGUGGAGAGCGUUAGGCGCGGAGUCUUGGAGGAGGUCGGGGGGGGGAGGUGGAGGAUCGCGGAGGCUUUGGAGCUGUAGAUUGGGGGGCUGGUGGUCAGUGGUUGUCCUUGAUGCGCGGUGUAUAGACAGUUGCUAGGUAUCUUUAAAUUAGAUGGAACAUUCGUAUUAUGA
Molecule: messenger RNA, 3373 nt
Organism: Tuber melanosporum (Perigord truffle)
Lineage: Eukaryota; Fungi; Ascomycota; Pezizomycetes; Pezizales; Tuberaceae
Exons: 7
Coding region: 1553-3280 (575 amino acids)
Molecular function (GO): MAP kinase scaffold activity; protein binding
Source: RefSeq, a predicted model, not a curated record